This is a messenger RNA of Triticum aestivum (bread wheat), 1081 nucleotides long. RefSeq lists its product as uncharacterized. The transcript has 2 exons. The record is from RefSeq and is a predicted model, not a curated record. The coding region runs from base 157 to 792 and encodes 211 amino acids. NCBI's taxonomy places the organism in Eukaryota, Viridiplantae, Streptophyta, Magnoliopsida, Poales, Poaceae.
UCCUCCCCUGUCCAGUCGCCGCCGCCGCUGUCUCCAUUCCCUCGGGAUCGCCAGCGAUCCAGCCGCUGCUCUCCACCUCGCAACCGACCAGACACACCCAGCCUCAUCCAGCCAGCCACCUUCCACCUUGACCUGGAGCCACCAGAUCAAGAUCCGAUGGCCCCUAGGCCACCAGCUCAUCCCCACCGGUCCACCACAGUGCCCCGCAGCCACGAUCCCGCCUCGAUCUUCUCUGCCUCGACGGAGCAGCCGUCGCCGGCCUCCAGGAACGGCUGCUCUGCAUCGUCCUCGUGCGCCUCCUUCCUCGAGCAGGAGCUCGACCUGCUGCCGGCGACCUCGUGCCCGAUCUCCCUCACCUCCUCCGUCCCGCGAGCAGUAGUAGACCGUGGCGCCACCACCGGAGCUCGCCGCUGCCGGGAAUCGCCGUCUUUCGCCGGAGAUCGCGUCCUUGUCCUGGAUCCGCGCUGCCGCCUCCUGCCUGUGCGUCGUGCGCGGGAGCCGGCAAGACUCCAGCGCCAUGGCCUUCCCCACCUCUGCCCGAGCGCCUCCAGGACCUCGUCUGCCCCGCCGCAUCGCCGAAUCCGGCCACCAGGAUCCUCGAGCGCCGCCGCUUCCUUCCUCCUGUUGCUUGAUCCCCUGUUUCACGAACGAGGAGACGAGCGCCUCGCCCGCGCGUUGACCCCGUCCUCGACCGCGCCAGCGUGGCCAGCCUCUUGGACCGCGUCGCAAGGCCUAGCAGCCCCUGCGGCCAGCUUCUUCCUCCCCGAUUCGGCCUCAAAGGCCCAUGUGUGAGCAGCCCUCCUCCAGCGCCCCUCUCCUGUACACUAUUUGGGCUAGGCAGAUUCGGCCCGUGUAUGUCUUUUUCCAGAUCUGCGAUUUAGCUUUAUUCCAGUGAUUAACAGGUUUGCAGAAACCCCCUUUAACUUCAUGCAUUUAAUAACUAAUAAACUAUGCACCGGUUUAAAAUGUUUUAUAUAUGUAAAAUGCUUAGAAAAUUGUGUAGAUUAAUAAUAUGCCAUUUUCAUCUAUGUUUAAAAUGUUUAAAUUGAUGUUUGCAUUAAUUUGCUAAUAUGCCAUGUUA